Messenger RNA from Podarcis lilfordi (Lilford's wall lizard), 156 nucleotides. NCBI's taxonomy places the organism in Eukaryota, Metazoa, Chordata, Lepidosauria, Squamata, Lacertidae. The record is from the annotation of a GenBank genome assembly.
UGGAGAUUUCUUUCUGUGGAGAUUAUGCUCUUGGCCUGCCUAUCAAUGGCACUUGGAUGAAUUUUGUGCUGAAAACAUCUCCGGCCUUCGGCAGCCCCAUUGACGGCCCACCAAACUGGGGAGGUGUUUUCGUUGCACUCUGCGGAGACUUUGUUG